Messenger RNA from Strongylocentrotus purpuratus (purple sea urchin), 2137 nucleotides. Its product is annotated as hyalin-like. Bases 28 to 1722 code for a protein of 564 amino acids. The transcript is spliced from 6 exons. Lineage: Eukaryota; Metazoa; Echinodermata; Echinoidea; Camarodonta; Strongylocentrotidae. The record is from RefSeq and is a predicted model, not a curated record.
UUUCAAAAGGUAGAACUGGUUGAAAUAAUGAGACAAAAGGAAGAUUUGGCAUUUGCUCUACUCUUGAAUAGAUUGAGAGUUAAGGAAAAGAAAGACACUUUAUCAGAUGCAGAUUUAUCCAUCCUUACCUCUCGUGAAACUGGUGAAGAAUGUGAAGAAGAUAUGCACAUCUAUUCAACUAAUAAACAAGUAAAUGAAUGGAAUAGCAGAAUGUUGCACAGCAAAUGUGAAGAUAUUAUAUGUGUUAAAGCUGAAGACAGAAAUAACAGCAAGGAUAAUGACGAAAUAUGUACCGAACCAUGUAAAUCUGGUCAAAGUUCUUUGCCUCGCAAUCUGUCAAUUGCUUUGAAUGCCAGGGUGAUGCUUUUAAAAAAUAUUGAUACCAAUAUAGGUUUGACAAAUGGAUGUAUAGGUACAGUUGCAGAAAUAGUAAAACGAAACAACGAAUCCAAGCCAUACUGCAUCAGUGUAAAAUUUGAUAGCCAGAAAAUUGGCAUUCAAUCGAUCAAAAUGUAUGAAGAAUCAAUGGGUAAAAAUUACACAAGAAAGCAAUUUCCCCUCAAACUGGCUUAUGCUUGCACGGUUCACAAAGUACAAGGCAUGACUUUAAAUAAAGUAGUAGUAUCACUGAAAAAAAUAUUUGCAUCUGGACAUAGCUAUGUAGGCCUGAGUCGUGUAACUUCUUUAUCUGGACUUACCAUUGAAGAUUUUCAUCCAAAAGUUAUAUACUGUGAUCCAAAGAUUAAAAAACACCUUAAUGAUAUGACCAAUUUCUUGGAAACUUCUAUAGCAGAGGAAACAUAUGAUGAUGGUUUAUGCAUAAUGUUGCACAAUAUUCAAGGAUUAAAACAACAUUAUGUAGACUUACAAUGCAAUCCAACAUUCCUGAAUUCUGAUAUUAUUUGUUUGACUGAAACAUGGCUAUCGGAUAAGGAUGAUGCUUUUGAAAUAUGCUUAGCUCAUUUCAAAUUGUAUCAUCAAUCAAGAUAUAACUCUUAUUCUAUCACAAGUGACUCAAGGCAACAGUUCAAGGACCAGUCACAUGGAGGUGUUGCAGUUUAUAGCAAGAAUGAAUUUUCAAGCAGACUUGAUAUAAAGAUUGAUAAUCUAGAGUUUAUUGCUUUUCUUAUAACCUGUCCUGUUUCUGUUGUCAUUGCAGUUGUUUAUCGCCCUCCGACAUACAGAAUGAAAGACUUCUGCAGCGACACUACCGCCCCAGAGAUCACGUUUUGUCCCUGUAACGUCUUCGUCCAGGCUGCGUCCUGUGCCAGCAGUGCCACGGCCUCCUGGGACGCCUCUACAGCUACGGACGCCUCAGAACCCAUCACAGCAGUCAGUAACUUCUCGCCUGGUGAUUCCUUUGAUGUUAGCACUUAUCUGGUCAUCUAUUACCUUAUCGAUAACGCUAGUUUCUACUCGACAUGCAGCUUUAAAGUCACUGUCACUUCAAGUGGAGUGGUCAUCGACAGAGAGAACCCCGUCCUGACCAGCUGUUUAACCGACAUCGUCGCCAAUGCCAGCCCUGGUACCUCGACCCCGGUGGUUUUAUGGCUGGCUCCUGUGGCAUCAGACAACUCAGACUCCGUUUCCCUGACGGUCAAUCAACUACAAGGCAGUUCCAUUGCUGUUGGAUCUACUGAGGUCACCUACACAGCUAGGAACGAUUUAUCCAGGAACAGAUGGCACCCGACCAUCCUUCCUCAACUGGCCAAGCAACAUUGACGAGACCGUCCCCUUCGGUAGCAGCCCAACUACCGUCAGCUGGACCGAGCCCAUUGGUGUAGCCAGCGUUGCGGCCCCACAGAGCUCUGGAUUUUUCUUUGCCGUGGAAUACACUUACAUGGUGUACACCGCCACAGACCCAAGCGGCAACUUCAAAGGCUGCUCUUUCUCUGUCACCGUCACAGACAACACAGCCCCAGUCACCUCCAACUGCCCUACUUCCUAGACUAUCACCUGGACCGAAACCCAUCUUUACUGAUAGCUCAGGUGUGGUCACCAGCAACUUCAACUCCGGCUCCUCUUUCCCUACCGUCACUUACACCACAACGUUGGAUAAUGUUCCUUUAAUAUCGUUGUCAAUCUUGCAACGAUUUAUCCAGGAACGGAUGGCACCCGACCAUCCUUCCUCAACUGG